UGGUACUUUAGAAACAAAAUUGCAUAUGUUAAACUUCAUUAGUCGACUGCAUAGAUACCAGCAUUUGUUGAAUUCUUAGUAUCGAUGAAUAGUCACUGCUUCGGCUAUGGCUAGAGGUAGAAUAUCUUCUAGUUGUACUUUAUAUGUAGCGGAUAUGCCAUGUGAUGAAUACAGGGCAACGCCAGGGUGUAUUGAAGAACAGUAGCCAUGCUAUGAGGUGCCCAUGUUUCAAUGAUCUGCGAUUACAUUACAGCCAGUGCCAUGUGGUGAACCAAAGACUCAUGCAUGGUUCUUAUGAUCAGAUGGGGAUGCUUCAAAACGACUUAACUCCCACGAGAGAUGAUAAACCUGGAACGUUUCUGAUCAGGAACCCAGCUGUGACACUGAUACAGCAAUAUCCCAAUCGUGAAGGACAUCCAAACAGAUACAAACCUCAUUGAAUCAGGGAGAUGAGAAUGAAGCAAGGUAAGAUUAUGAUGGUGCUUGGCACAUGCCUUGGAACCCUGCUGAUUUACACAACCGUGAGUUACACUGGGCUUUCCACGAGGCCAAGCAUCCUUGCUCCACAGCCUUCCAGGCUUCGUGACAACACUCAUGGAGACAUUAUCGUAUCUGUACAAAAGAACAAAGACAGUACAGUGUUGCAGUCAGGUAGUAAAUCCCCCAAACAGGAAGCGUAUAUUAUAAACGGAAACAAAACAACGCUGAACAAUCGAAAUUCUGAGCGAAUUAGACAGAUGCUUCAAAAAGCUGCUUACAAUGCACCUGAAAUACACAUCAGGCGUUCUGAAGCCAGUUUAAGAGAAGACGCACUUGAAAGCACAUUUCCUCCCAGGAAGCCCUACCAAAGCGGGUUUCAGCAAGUGGACGCUCGAAUCUUCAUAUUUUCUGCCAUAUACGAAAUUGCCAACUCCUCAGUGCGUACACUUAUCCUCGUUCCGGAACCAUUCAAGCCUGUCUCUUUCUUCUGCAUACUAAAAAGGUCAUGGGCCCACCUGGGUCAUAGGAUUAAAGGUCGAUUCCAGCACAUCCCUCCAAGUAGAUGGGGUAAUUACAAAAAUCGAUGUGGAUUCGUUCACUGCCCAGUACCUCCCAACAGUUACCCAGAGUUCAUUUCUGUCCUCACUGCCCGGAUGUCCUCCCCCCUCAACGUCCUCCCUGUCAACUAUCCUGGACCCCCCUAUAACCGACUGACGCGCUGUUACCCUGCAGUGCAUGGGAACUUCACUGACGUCAACACACUUGUCACAGCCCUGGAGACCAGCAGAUACUUCGGGACAGACAAGUUCCUGUUCUACAACUACAGCAUACCAGAAGAUGUCAACAAAGUCCUGCUGCACUAUGAGAGAGAAGGCAUUGUGGAGAUGAGGAACUGGAAGCUUCCCUUUCCUCCAGACCAGAUCCACUACUGGGGUCAGAUGGCGAGUAUCCAUGACUGUGUCUUCUCUCAGCUUGGGGUGGCAAAAUACGUUCUUCUUGCAGACAUUGAUGAAAUUAUUGUUCCUAAGAAAAACGUUUCAAUAGCAGAUCUGGCUGACAGACUACUGAAUACAAGAAAACCAACUUCUCAACAAAACGUAUACGGAGCUCUUAUGUUCCAAAAUGCAUUUUUUGCACUCUAUGAAAAUGAGACAAAAUACAUGUUCACUGAAAAGAAGGAUGCGAAGAAAUUCAAAAUGAAUGCAUUCCUGCAUACCAAUAGGUCUCGCAUAAAUGGUCCAAACUACAGAUCAAAACUUCUUGUGAAACCCGAGGCUGUGAAUCUGAUUCAUGUUCACAUAAUGGAGGAGUUCCUUCCUGGCUGGGAGAUGUAUGUAGUCAGCCCAGAAGUCGCUCUCAUGCAUCAUUACCGGGAGAAAAAGGACAGUCAGAGCCUGAAUCCUUGGAGUCAGGAUUUCACCUAUAUUAAAUACAGCAGUAGUCUUAUACCAAAGAUAAAGGAUCGACUAAUAAGUCUGCAAAGUGAACUGGGAAUACAGAUUUGAUCUGGGCCUAUGUUUAUUUGAAAAUUGAGCUGACUUUGCUGUUCUCUUCAUCCAAGUGGAGGAACCAGAAGAUAAGAACUCUGUUGGUAUUGUGAACGAUUAACAGAAAAGAUUAGGGUUUUAACCAAAGUAACUGAAGAAACGACAGGGACAUUUAUUUCAAUUAUUCUGUUGUGAUGUUAGGACAACGGGAACUGGUGCACACAAAAAGACGGAAUCAUAUUGGCUUAAUAUUAAUAUAAAAGGAUCAUCGAGACUCGUUAUUCUCUGGGACCCGUGACGAUUCCGGGGUAGAAUAGGUCUUCAGCAACCCAUGCUUGCCGUAAAAGGCGACUAUGCUUGUCGUAAAAGGCGACUAACGGGAUCGGGUGGUCAG
Haliotis rufescens (red abalone) is the source of this 2361-nucleotide messenger RNA. RefSeq lists its product as uncharacterized. The record is from RefSeq and is a predicted model, not a curated record. Lineage: Eukaryota; Metazoa; Mollusca; Gastropoda; Lepetellida; Haliotidae. The coding region runs from base 450 to 1985 and encodes 511 amino acids. The transcript has 5 exons.